Molecule: messenger RNA, 444 nt
Organism: Penicillium atrosanguineum
Lineage: Eukaryota; Fungi; Ascomycota; Eurotiomycetes; Eurotiales; Aspergillaceae
Product: GFA family protein
Exons: 2
Coding region: 1-444 (147 amino acids)
Molecular function (GO): carbon-sulfur lyase activity
Source: RefSeq, a predicted model, not a curated record
AUGAUCACAGGAUGUUGCCUAUGCGGAAGUGUUCAAUACGAACUCCGCGGCGAUCCAAUUAAUACCGUCAUGUGUUUCUGUAACAACUGCCGCAAGUCGACCGGAUCCAUUGGAAUGGCCAAUAGCUGGUACAGCAAAAAGGCGAGUGCGACGCCCAGCUUUGUUGGAGCUUUCAAAAUCACCAAGGGUGCCGGUGCACUGCGCACCUACAAAGAUCAUGCGACAGACUCUGGAGGGACCGUUGAGCGGUCAUUUUGCUCCAAUUGUGGAUCGCCGAUGAUUGCAGAGAACAGGAGCAAAUUUCCAGACGCCGUGAUUGUCACUUAUGGUACCAUGGAGCUUGAGACGGGGAAGAUGUGGAAGCCAGAACUCGAGUUCUUUUGCAAACGCAAGGCAGACUGGCUGGAGACACCAGUAGAGACGGUGAAGUUCCAUGAACUUUGA